This is a messenger RNA of Didymodactylos carnosus, 543 nucleotides long. Lineage: Eukaryota; Metazoa; Rotifera; Eurotatoria; Philodinida; Philodinidae. The record is from the annotation of a GenBank genome assembly.
AUGUAUCAUGUUGCGCAAGAAAGAGUAUGGAAUGCACUAUUAACAAACAUAAAUAAGUAUAGAGAUUUUGAAAUAAAGAUUAUUGGGCAUUCAUUGGGCGGUGCAAUAUCAUCAAUAAAUGCUGUUGAUUUCGGUUAUAAUGGUAAAUUAAAUUUAUCAAGUUAUACAUUUGGUAGCCCGCGUACUGGAAAUCAGGGUUUUACCUUAGCUUAUCAUGAUUAUUGUCAACAACAUUGGCGAAUGACUCAUGAUGAAGAUCCAGUUCCACAUUUACCACCAGUUAUUGCAGAGUUCUUGCAUGUUACACAUGAAGUAUGGCAGCAUGAUAUAAUUGGAAAAUAUGUUAUUUGUGAUAAUCCGUCGUGGGAAACAAAUGAGAAUAAGUAUUGCGCUAACAGUGAAACAUUAUGGUGGUUUCAUUUUAACUUGAAGGAUCAUAAUUAUAUGAACUUAACAAAUUCAUCCGCUGUUCAAAAUUAUAUUAAAACAUUAAAACCAUAUGAUCAGAUUAAAUUAAAACCUUAUUUAUUACGAAACCAUUAA